Messenger RNA from Mastomys coucha (southern multimammate mouse), 2115 nucleotides. It is a transcript of the gene Mrps2, whose product is annotated as mitochondrial ribosomal protein S2. The record is from RefSeq and is a predicted model, not a curated record. The coding region runs from base 55 to 930 and encodes 291 amino acids. The transcript is spliced from 4 exons. Gene Ontology annotation, biological process: translation. Lineage: Eukaryota; Metazoa; Chordata; Mammalia; Rodentia; Muridae. Gene Ontology annotation, molecular function: structural constituent of ribosome. Gene Ontology annotation, cellular component: ribosome; mitochondrial small ribosomal subunit.
GGCGCUCUGCCGGGCAGGAAGCGUCUCUGUGGUAUCUCGGUCCACGCGCCUACCAUGGCGUCCGCUCCCGCUGUGUUGACCCGGCUGUUGUGUGCAGGUGUGCGGCGCUGGCCAGGUUUCCUGCAGAAGACGGCUCCGGGCCCAGCGGGGCAGAAUGGUAGGAAGGUCACGGGAGUCCCGGUCCCAGCGGUCAGCGAGCCCCAGGACGGCGACGAUUUCCAGAGCAGGAUCCUAGACGCGCCAUUACAGCAUCCCGAUUUCUUCAAUGUAAAGGAGCUGUUUUCUGUGAAGAGCCUCUUCGAGGCUCGAGUACAUCUGGGACAUAAAGCCGGUUGCCGCCAUAGGUUUAUGGAGCCAUACAUCUUUGGGAACCGCCUGGGCCAAGAUAUCAUCGAUCUGGAUCAGACAGCUUUGAAUCUCCAACUGGCUUUGAACGUCACUGCCCAUGUGGCCUACCGCAAGGGUAUCAUCCUGUUUGUGAGUCGGAAUCGUCAGUUCUCUCACUUAAUUGAGACUACAGCCCAAGCCUGUGGGGAAUACGCCCAUACCCGAUACUUCAAGGGUGGCUUGCUGACUAACGCACAGCUCCUCUUUGGGCCAACAGUCCGCCUGCCAGAUCUCAUAAUCUUCCUGCACACCCUCAACAAUGUCUUUGAACCCCAUGUGGCUGUGAGGGAUGCGGCCAAGAUGAACAUCCCCACAGUGGGCAUUGUGGACACCAACUGCAACCCAUGCCUCAUCACUUACCCUGUCCCUGGCAACGACGACUCACCCCAAGCUAUUGAGCUCUUCUGCAAGCUCUUCCGGACCACCAUCAACAGGGCCAAGGAGAAGAGGAGGCAGGUGGAGAUCCUGCAUCGGCUGCAGAGCCCCAAGGGCUCCAAGGACAGUAGGACAUCUCCUGCACCUGAUAAGAGCCAUUCCCCAUGACAGGAAGCCCUUCUCCCACACUAGAUAGUCAGGCCUGUUGUGAGCAGGAAGGUCCUUGUCCCCACUCCCCAUCCUUACCAUAAGCACCACAGUCCUAUUUUCCCUAGAUAUGGCCACCCCAAAGUCCAGUGAUCUUGAGCUAACCCUUGUCUCUCUCUUUUCUGGGAACAAACUCAGGUAAAGUAUAUAUCCACACGGCCUCUGGCAUCCAUUAAGACUUGAACAUAGCUAGCCAAGUUUUGGCUUCUCUUUUCAGUUAAAAUUAACUCUCUAUUGUCUGCUAAUUAACCCUUCAUUCUCUGAAGAAAAUUCCAAGCAAAACAAUACUGAUGUCCCUCAGGACCCCCCAAUCAUUGCCUCUAGACCUGUAACCAGACUUAUGGCUAAGCAGGCUCCCAGAGGGGAGAUAGAAAGUUUAGUCCAUGUGAUAUGCCACACUACUUAAGAACUUAAUGAUUUUGCUAAUUCAAGCAGAAGUCUGGGGAAUAUAUGCGGGAAUGGAUUUUAAAGGUGUAGGGUAAUGGUGGAAGGAACAUAAAACUGAAUCAGGAUGAGUUUAUUGAUACAGGCCCUCUGAGUGGAGAUCUUAUGUUUAAUAUGGAAGUUCGCACAGUGAAAAAAGCUAUCAAAGGUUUGUUUAAAUUUUUUAAAAGACAGCCUACUGCUGGGAGCACAAAAGUCUUUGAGCCCACAGAUCACCAAGGACACCAGGAAUGUUAAUCACAUAGGGUUGUCUUCCCCAAAGAAGGAAAUCGAUACCUGUUUUUCCACCGAGAGGACUGAGAGUGGAUGAUGUUAAUGACCUGGUAACCUUUGCUGUUUGUAGAGCCAGACCUCACCCAAAUCCCCCACCCACCCACCCACCCAAAUGCUUAUCUUGGACUUUUCCUUCCUAGACCUUUAUUUUUACCUUAGUUUCUCUGCCAGUAGAAUCCAUCCUUAGGGAAGAUGUCACAGGACUUUAUAACCUGCUGACCUCUACACUGACUUGGUCAGAAACCAUACCAGAUCCUAGGCCUUUAAGCUAUAGAACCCAUCUUUGUGGUCUCUUGUACGUUGAGCUGAGUUUCGAUGUAAUUAUGCCUCUUAUACCCAGGAUUGUAUUACACCAGGAAGCUCUUUUCCACAAUUGUACUAUUUUAAUAUAUGUUCUCAAUAAACCACCUGGUGUCAGACUCUCUAGAA